GCAAUUCUUUCUACUUACGCACUCCAGUGGUCUUCGUACGACUUACGCAUGCAAGAAUAGCCACGCUUUUGGACGAAGAUGGCCACUCUCUCCGCAUCCUCUUCAUCCUCCUCCAAGGUUUUUGCUACCGCGGCGAAGCUGCUACCGGAUUCCAAGCCCCUUAGCGGCCCGGGCGAUUUCUUGAGCGCUAGCAAACAAGAGCAUCUACAGGAAGAGCAGCAGAACCUCUUUCCUGAAGAUGAAACGAAGCGGAAGCAAUUAGUUCCGGAAUCACCACCGAAAAAGGUGCGUAAGCUCGCUGCAAGCGAAGCGCAGAAGGGAGCAGUGAAAAAAUCCAAAAAGGCACAAAAAGCCAAGAAGUGCGACGAUUUGGACGUGGAGGAGUUCAUCGAGUAUGACAAGCUACCAGCUCUCGACAGUGUCGUGCUUGCGCCGGGUAUCAAGGUGGAAGCCACUGCCGUCAAAGUCGGCGAUAAGCUUUACUCGCAGUUUCCUGAUAGGAAGUCGUGGCGUCCUUUUAAGGUAAAGAUGGCCGACGAGCAACAGGAAAUCCACUGGAAGUACAAGAAAUCAAUCAAGGACCCCAUCAUGAGAUUGAAGCUGGCCGGCGACCCGGAGGUAGUGAAAAAGUCGACUAUUCGCGUAAAUCCGAUCAGCUGUCCGGAGCGCGGCGUCAGCUUUAGGUCUCGCGGGAGUCGCAUCUCCGAGAAGAGCUGGAUCGUGCAGCACAGAGAUAUCGAAGGCAGACGCCAUGACCGGGCCUUUAACUGCGGGAAACACGUUGACCUGCAGGACCCGGAGGGUGAGCGAGACGAAAAGGCCCGAGCGCGUUGUAUGGCCGUCGCUGUCGAGUGGCUGCGUGAGCAGAGAAGAAAGGUGGAAACGCAGCGCCAGGAGGAAGGGAAGCCGAAGAAAAAAGUCGUACGCUUGUGCUUCUUCUGCUACAUUUGGCAUACACACAAAGCAUGACCUGCUCCGGCUUCGGAUCCUGGACUUGAAGUCUUUGCAUUUCUUAUAGUGAUAGCUGGCUGCGAUAGACGUGUUAUUUUUAUUUUUUUUUUAUUGCGGGCUGUCGCUGUAACUGUAUUCAUGGGGGAUAUUGUAGGAAGUACUGGGCAACUUCUUGGUCUUGGAGGUGGGUACUAAAAAAAGUAAAACCAACGAAAGUUGCGAAUUUCUGUUUCCCCAAAACCAAUGCAGCAUGAGUCCGUUCGCGAGAGUGGAGUACGAGGGGUCAGUUGGUAUCGUGCGGCCAAGCAUCCGCACCUCGCUGGGUGGACGGCUUCAAUCUCCUCAAAGUCGUUCUGCGGAGGCGCAGGUGGAGCUAACACGGGUGGGCGAGUCGUGACGCGUAGGUUCAAACUGGACAAGCGUGAGUACGAAGGCGACCCGGCAGGGCUUGAGGAGGAGCUCGAGAACCUUCGUCAGAGGGCGGUAGCACAGCGCAAACUGUGGGAAAAAGAAGUGUUUGUCUUCCAGGAGACAAAGGAAGAAAAGCCAACGCAGACACUCACCGAGGACAUGCCGCAAGCAGGACGAGGCGAGAAUCAGGCAGGAGAUCAUGAUCGACAGGAGAAACUCCAGUACGCUCCCAGUGCCUUCCGCAACAAAAUGAAGGGCAACGAGAUGGACACUUUCAAACCGAUCGGGAAGAAGAGCUACGUCUUGGAGAAGUCUAAACUUGUCCAGCAAAAGCAGACCAGUAAGAAGCUGACACUCGUCGACGCGACAAAUUCGAUCGCCGGGGAUUUGGACAAGCAGAGGCUGCACCCGCGCAAGCCUAAGAACCGCGAAGCAAAAUCAACGUCCCUCGCCAGCAAGCAGUCUUUCGUCGUCAAGAAGGAAGGCGCGAAAUCAAAUAGCGUGAACAAGGACAACAAGAAGACACUGAGCACCUCGCCGACAUCUAAAAAGAGGCUGAAAAAUAAGAGGGGCAUUGAAAGUCCAAAGAUGCACACAUCUGCGUUGAAAGGACAGCCUGACAGCAUGAUUUUCUCGACCGCGGCUAACAAGUCAGUUUCGACUCGCUCUUUGUCUUUUCAAAUGUUCCUGAACACGCAUGAAUACGAGAACGACCCGAAGGGGCUGCAGGAGGCGCUGGGAGAGUUACGCCAGCAGCCGGCGAUCGCGCAGCGAAAUGCGUCGAAAGAGGGGGCGUUUUUCCGCCACGCGGCGCGUUCGGAGCAAAAGAAGCAGCAGGAAAAAGUCGAAGUUAGUAAGUAAAAUAAAGCUAUCAUGAAUGAUUGUAAAUCUAAAUGUAGACCAAGCAGCAUAUCCUUCAGUAGUACAUUCAGAAAAUCAAGACUCAUCGUCAUUCGUUUCUCCCUUUGAUGUGCCGUGUCUCUUAGGACCAUGAACUGCAUCGAAUGAAUUUUCGCACUUGAAAAAGAGCAGACACAUAGAAAAAGCAUAGCCUUGCACCGUUCGAGCAGGUAUGCACCUCAAACCAUGGUUGAUAAUGUAUGAUGCUGAUCAUCUUUCCUUGAGUAACAGUCCAACCUUCGCCUUUCCUCUGCUGAGGGAUUCAAAUGAAAAGUCAAACAAUGGAAGCAGGCGCGUGCUGUUCU
Messenger RNA from Amoebophrya sp. A120, 2567 nucleotides. The record is from the annotation of a GenBank genome assembly. Lineage: Eukaryota; Dinophyceae; Syndiniales; Amoebophryaceae.